AUGGUGAAAACUACCAUCAUCGCUAGAAUCUCAGAUGGGCUUCCCUUGGCUGCCAGCAUGGAUGAUGAGCAGAUUGAGAUGGAGUUAACUGACUACAAGAAUCAGGCAAAAGCUAUAUUCAAGAGACUUAACAUCAACUCUGAGCCGAGAUGUUCCAUAGAAUCAGGCAAAUAUGUGUUUCACUAUAUAAUUGAAGGAAGUGUUUGCUAUCUUUGUAUCUGUGACAAGUCAUAUCCUCGGAAGCUUGCUUUCAGUUAUCUGGAAGAAUUGGCCAAGGAAUUUAAUAUGAGUUAUGGUAACGAGGUUGAAAAACCUGGUUUGAGGCCUUAUGCCUUUGUCAAAUUUGAUACAUUUAUGCAAAAGACAAAAAGAAUUUAUCAAGACACACGAACUCAAAGCAAUUUAACAAAAUUGAACGAGGAUUUGCAAGAUGUAACACGUAUCAUGACAAAAAAUAUGGAAGAUUUAUUAUGGCGAGGAGACAGUCUUGACCGUAUGAGUACUAUUUCAGGCGAAUUAAAGGAUAGUGCAAAGUUAUUUAAAGACAAAGCACGUCAUUUAAACUUGCAAGCCUUAUAUCGUAAAUACGGUCCACCUGUCAUUAUUGCUUCUGUCAUAUUAUUCGUACUCAUCAUUCGCUAUUACUGGUUCUAA
This is a messenger RNA of Mycotypha africana, 654 nucleotides long. Its product is annotated as Longin-like domain-containing protein. Gene Ontology annotation, biological process: vesicle fusion with Golgi apparatus; endoplasmic reticulum to Golgi vesicle-mediated transport; retrograde vesicle-mediated transport, Golgi to endoplasmic reticulum. Bases 1 to 654 code for a protein of 217 amino acids. The transcript has 4 exons. Gene Ontology annotation, cellular component: endoplasmic reticulum membrane; Golgi membrane; SNARE complex. The record is from RefSeq and is a predicted model, not a curated record. Gene Ontology annotation, molecular function: SNAP receptor activity. Lineage: Eukaryota; Fungi; Mucoromycota; Mucoromycetes; Mucorales; Mycotyphaceae.